AUGGUAGCUCUCCUAUCGCGCGUGCUGCGCCGUUUGCCCAGCGGCUGGGCAAGACGACAUGGCCAUGACCGAGCCUUGGCCACACUGGGCACAACUGCCGAGGCUGGCCCCUUGUUUCAAAUCACCAACAGCCUUACACGACAAGUGGAGCCGCUGCCCAUUCCCAGCGGACGACCCCUGUACUGGUAUCAAUGCGGGCCUACUGUCUACGACGACGCUCAUCUCGGGCACGCCAUGUCGCAUUUGCGCCUCGAUGCCCUGCGUCGAAUCCUCGAAGCGGCAGGAGUGUCAUUGAUUCAAGCCAUGAGCGUCACAGACAUCGAUGACAAAAUUAUUGCCCGCGCGCACGCGAACCAGCGCAAUUGGCAGGACCUUGCGCGCGAGAUGGAGCAGCACUUCUGGGACGACAUGGCCAAACUCAACGUGUUGCCUCCGCACCUUCCGCUGCGCGUCUCUGAGCAUAUGAACAGCAUCAUCACAUUUAUUCAGAACAUCUUGGACCGCAAUCAUGCAUAUGCCGCUGAAGAUGGCAGUAUUUAUUUCGACGUGACUGCCUUUGGCCUUGAUCGCUACGGUCCCUUUGGCCUAUCCGAAAGCAAUGCACAAGACGCGGAACCUCGUGCACACGACAUUCGAAGCCCACGUGACUUUGCUCUUUGGAAAGCUAGUCGUCAUUCAGAUGAACCUGGUUUCGAAUCUCCUUUUGGCCGAGGUCGCCCAGGCUGCUGCUUCGUGCACACUGGCAUGCUGUUGCUCAACUCGGUCAAAAUGUCCAAGUCUCUCGGCAACUCGCGUUCUAUUCGCGCUUUUUUGGCGGACCACAGCGCAGACAGUCUUCGCUACAUUGCCCUACAGGGAUACUAUGACACCAGUCUAGAUUUAACUUCAGAGUUGAUCGACGGGGCUGAAAGUGCCGUGCGUAAGCUGGCCCAAUUCGUGGCCCGCACACGACAACUGGCAAAGCUUGAAAGCAAAGCGCAAGCUAGCGACUACAAAGAAAGUGUUCGGCUUCUCCUGCAACGCGAGUUCAACACGGGAGGCGCUUUGCAACGUAUAUUUCGAGAGAUGCGUGAGCUCAAGCUCGGCACCGUCAGCAAACAAGUGGAUCCCGGUGUCACAGCACGAGCCCAGGAGGUUCUUCAAACACUACGCACACUGGGCUUCAAUUGCGCACAACCACCUGAGGCCACUUCGGAGGGGGUCCAGACCGACCAGGACACGACUGCUGUGCUCACCAAGGCCCUCGAUGAAAUGGUCCAUUUUCGCCAUACAAUACGGCACGAAGCAACCACGGCGCCGCGUGAGAAUGCGAUGCGAGGCUCACUAUUCGCCGCGUGUGACCGCGCUCGCGCACGACUCGGUACGUCGUGCGUCAACCCGUGUGUUUCACUGGUGUGCGACUAUCGCUGUGGCAAGCACUAG
Molecule: messenger RNA, 1422 nt
Organism: Monosiga brevicollis MX1
Lineage: Eukaryota; Choanoflagellata; Craspedida; Salpingoecidae
Exons: 8
Coding region: 1-1422 (473 amino acids)
Biological process (GO): cysteinyl-tRNA aminoacylation
Cellular component (GO): cytoplasm
Molecular function (GO): cysteine-tRNA ligase activity; ATP binding
Source: RefSeq, a predicted model, not a curated record